Aspergillus homomorphus CBS 101889 is the source of this 1396-nucleotide messenger RNA. RefSeq names its product holocytochrome c synthase CYC3. The record is from RefSeq and is a predicted model, not a curated record. Bases 134 to 1135 code for a protein of 333 amino acids. Gene Ontology annotation, cellular component: mitochondrion. Lineage: Eukaryota; Fungi; Ascomycota; Eurotiomycetes; Eurotiales; Aspergillaceae. Gene Ontology annotation, molecular function: holocytochrome-c synthase activity. The transcript is spliced from 3 exons. Gene Ontology annotation, biological process: cytochrome c-heme linkage.
CAACAUUUGUUAUCUUUUUUUUUUGCGCGCUCGCAAACUAGGGUGCCUAAGUUUUGCUUGGCUUUGUCGGCGCCAUCUCUUUCUAUCCCUGCCUAUAUUUUGUGCUAUCGUUAUCUACAUACAUCUCCACACUAUGGGUUGGUUCUGGGCAGAUUCGCAACCUAAGCCUAUCCCCGCGGCCCCGAAUCCGUUGGUGGCCUCCGACGCCUCGCCUCCGCCGGGAUGUCCGAUGCACGUAUCGAAUAGUGGCCCUCCUUUGCAGAGUCCAACUGCUUCAAAAUCUGAAGGUGCUUGUCCAGUUCGGCCUACUGAUUCCCCGUUCUAUGCGCCACCCAAGCCGCAAUCGUCGGUGCCGCAACCACCAACGUCAGCCCCUACACCAAGCGAGUCGAAGUCGACUCUCUCGAAAUUGAACCCUCUCAAUUAUAUGUUUGCAUCCAUCUCUCAGGAAAGAGCCCCUAAUCAGACCGUGGACCUCCCCGUGGACCGAGAGGUCUCAUCUAUCCCAAGAUCGGACGUCGAAGGCAAUUGGGAAUACCCCUCACCGCAACAGAUGUACAAUGCUAUGCUGCGCAAGGGCUACACCGAUACCCCGCAGGACGCUGUUGAGGCAAUGGUUGCUGUCCAUAAUUUUCUGAAUGAGGGUGCUUGGGACGAGAUCGUGCGAUGGGAGCGCAUCUUCUCCAAGGGUCUCGCGGAGGGCUGGGAGAAGUGUCGACGCGGAGAAGAAAACCUUGCCAUGGAGGAGCUCCGGGAAUAUAUCGCCGGCUCCUCACAGCAGACUCCUGCACCGCGGCUCAUUCGAUUCCAAGGUCGGCCCCAGGAGCUAACGCCAAAGGCACGGGUUCUCCAGGCACUCGGCUGGUUGUAUCCGGCUAAAUUCGAAUCAAACCCGCCCUUUGAUCGGCACGAUUGGUUUGUGAUGCGACAGACUCCGUCAGGCCCGAAGGAGGUUCGUUAUGUUAUUGACUAUUAUUCUGGACCCCCGGAACCUAAUGGAGAACCGGUCUUUUUCCUCGACAUCAGACCGGCUCUGGAUUCGCCAACCGCUGCCGUUGAGCGGUUGAUGAGAUGGGGAGGAGACGUCUGGUGGCGGGCUAGCGGUGCCUCAGCUCGAGAAAAUGGCGGAAACUGACCGAUCGGAAGUGUGGCCACUCAUUUUGACUUUUAUUUUUCUCCCAGUAAUCACCGGUAUACACUUUGAGAAGGCGCGGGCGUCUGACGAUCCCCUUGUCUUGUGGGACUGUCCUGCUGUAUCCUUGUGGCUGUUCUUCUGCAUCACACCCCCCUCAUGUAUUAUGUAUCUUUGCAGUCUCUUAAUUGUGGGCUUUUUCAAAAAUGUAUAAGUAACGAUGGAGUACGACUGUCGCAUUGAUCACUUGUACUCAGCUCACGC